AUGUCUGCAAUAAGUAAAGAGCAUGCUGGGGUUGGUUUAAGUAGACUCGUAUUUCUAAUUCGGAAAAGUUCAAAGUCUGUAGAGCUAUACUAUGAUGUUGCAAGAGUGUACUUCGAGAUCAAGUCAAAAACAAUUUCAGUUUCUGAAGGAAUUAAAAAGUUGAAAGAGAUCCUUAUUGAAAAUACAAUUUUAUUGGAUGCGGCUUUUCUGGACCUGAAGGCUAACAGUCAAAUUAAACUUCAAACUAUUAAGAGCAAGAGCGGACAUGAUGCGGAUUUUUUACAACAAGCUGGUGAUGUUUUAGCCACAGCAGGUAUAAAUCCGGACGAAGAGUCGUCAUUCUUGAUCCAGUUGAAACAUAAUACUAAGCACGUCUCAGUCAAAGAUACCACACUUAAACAGCAUAAGGAUUAUAUCAGAGUGAGGCAUGUAAUAGCUUCUAGAGUCAAAGAGAAUAUUUGCAUACAAAAUCCGAAGGCAGAGUGGGUUAUCAAUGAUGCUAUGCAUAGCCACUUGAAAAUGUUAAUCGCGACUGUAGUAUCACAGUCCAGAAAGAGGAGAAUCGGUUCUCAGCACAUAUCGGCUUCGUUCCUAAAAAGCAAAGUUUCCCCAAAAGCUCUAAUCCGAGUUAUCAAUAACCAAAAAGAAAUCAAGAAGAGAACCAGGGAGGAAUUGGAAAGAAAGAUGCUUCUUAAAGUUGGGGAAGCUUUGACAAAACGAAAGAAGGAUAUUUCGGUGGAAUUUUCUUCUAUGGAGCAGAAAGUUGCCAAAGCACUGCAACAGGAAGAGGAAAGGGUGCAAGCACACGCUGCUAAUCAAGCCACAAGAACAGCAUUUGGGGGGGAUGCAAAGUAUAUGAAAUGGCAAGAUAAGGUGCAAGAACAAAACAUGAUAUCGAUAAAAUCUAAGGAAGUAGAGAAUUUUGUUCGAGAUGCAGUUCCUCCCUCCAGCUUUGGCAUCAAUACUGCUAACGUGUGCAUGCGAGAUUUAUUACUUGUUUUCAAGCAGAACAAGAAAAAAUUCACAAAAAGUUACCAUGGCUUUACUUUGACUGACUAG
This is a messenger RNA of Bathycoccus prasinos, 1059 nucleotides long. It is a transcript of the gene TAF4, whose product is annotated as TFIID component TAF4. The record is from RefSeq and is a predicted model, not a curated record. The coding region runs from base 1 to 1059 and encodes 352 amino acids. NCBI's taxonomy places the organism in Eukaryota, Viridiplantae, Chlorophyta, Mamiellophyceae, Mamiellales, Bathycoccaceae. The transcript has a single exon. Gene Ontology annotation, cellular component: transcription factor TFIID complex. Gene Ontology annotation, biological process: DNA-templated transcription initiation.